GCACGGCUGGCUAGCAGUAACCGAGACGUGGGGAAGACGAGCGGGAGCUGCGUGGAGGCACAAAAGAGCCCAAACGAACGCAGCAGGGACCCGGAGAGGGGCUGAGACCCGGGCCACGCCCGUCUCCUAGUCUGGCCGCGCCCGUCUCUGCGAACACAGUGCCUGCCCCGGUCGCCCGCCCUUUCGGGCGCGGCUGGAUGCGGCGGGGGCUCCCGGCCCGGAGCGCGCAGGAGCGGCGUGCGGAGCCUGCGGGCACAGCGCCCUCCAUGCGCCCAGGCAGCCGGGGGCCCGCACCGAAGCCGCCGCCGCCGCGCUGAGCCCCGGCCCGGCCGUCGGCCCGCGCCCGGCGGCAGCAUGAGCCAGGCCGAGCUGUCCACCUGCUCGGCGCCCCAGACUCAGCGCAUCUUCCAGGAAGCCGUGCGCAGGGGCAACACGCGGGAGCUUCAGUCGCUGCUGCAGAACAUGACCAACUGCGAAUUCAACGUGAACUCGUUCGGGCCCGAGGGCCAGACGGCGCUGCACCAAUCGGUCAUCGACGGCAAUCUGGAGCUGGUGAAGUUGCUAGUCAAAUUCGGCGCCGAUAUCCGCCUGGCCAACCGCGACGGCUGGAGCGCGCUGCACAUCGCCGCGUUCGGUGGCCACCAGGACAUCGUGCUCUAUCUCAUUACCAAGGCCAAGUACGCGGCCAGCGGCCGGUGAUGCCCGCUGGACCUGUACCCGGCCGGGCCCGCGUCCGUGUGUCAUCUCUGCUGUUCCUUUCCGCCAACUACCUCGGUGUGCGCCGGGUUCGCUGACCCUUGGCGCCUGCAGCCACGGAGAGUACGGCGCGCGCGGCCAGACUGCACGCGCCUCUCGCUGGCCAGCGCCUCCCGGCGGCGGGCGCCGCGCCUUGCCUCGCGGGUGGGGGCAGGGCGCGCCCGGCGCGUUUGAAACCUGAGUCCCGCAGCCGGCUCCCUCCGAGCCCGGACUUCGGAUCCCGCGCCCAGCGCUUUCUCUUGGAGGUGAAGGCGCGCGGCGGACUCGGGCGCGCAGCGACGGAGACGCUCAUGGCCCCUGUAUUUAUCACGUAAGUGCUGCUGACCCUGCGUGCAGAAAUGGGGCGCGCUGGAGGACACAGGUGGGCGGAGGCACUUCGUACUGGCCGGGCAUGCCAGGCCUCUCCUCGCCUUCAUGAAACCACGUGAGAAGAAUAUGUCGCUAAUGCCGCGAAGCAGGCAGACAUUGGAACAGGCACAGAUUACUCCAAAGGGAGGUCUGUGUUUUUUCUACAUGCAAAUGCCUUUUUAAUUAUGUUAAUUAAUGUUAAGACUUCUAGGCUUAAGUAGAAGCUCUCUCUGUAUGGGUCCCGGUUUGAUCACUUCCAACUGGAUAAGUCUGCAGCACGUUCCUGAACGUAUAAUAGACUUGUAGCCCGGCUUGAAAAAUUUAAAAA
Molecule: messenger RNA, 1432 nt
Organism: Octodon degus (degu)
Lineage: Eukaryota; Metazoa; Chordata; Mammalia; Rodentia; Octodontidae
Gene: Nrarp
Product: NOTCH regulated ankyrin repeat protein
Exons: 2
Coding region: 355-699 (114 amino acids)
Cellular component (GO): cytoplasm
Molecular function (GO): protein binding; enzyme inhibitor activity; phosphatase regulator activity
Source: RefSeq, a predicted model, not a curated record